Molecule: messenger RNA, 1833 nt
Organism: Anisakis simplex (herring worm)
Lineage: Eukaryota; Metazoa; Nematoda; Chromadorea; Rhabditida; Anisakidae
Source: the annotation of a GenBank genome assembly
GUGAUUGAGAGGAAAUAUCUGGAACGGGCAGUUCUGAGCGAAUCGUCCAUGGAGGGGGAUGGAAAUGAAACAAUCGAGGAAGGUAUUAACAUCCGACAAGGUUUCUUGUGUCCAUUCUGUUUGGAAGACCUUGGUGAUGCAUCGCAUCUUUUUGCUCACGUGGACAAGUAUCAUCCUGCGUCGACAUCUUCUGCAAACGGAUUCGACCAUCUUAAAGGGCUCUUCGGUAAGGCUAAGCAAAAGAUUAUGCAAAUGGAUAAGCCGUUUUCAAGUCUGGAUCUUCCUACCUUAGGUACAGGCCCGUCCGUGGUCAUAUCAGAUGUAAGAAGGAGCGAAAACGAACUGCUAAGAAGACGAAUAAGUCCACAAAGGAUUGACUCAGUGCAGGAAAUGGGUGUCUGCCGUAGUCAUAAGGAGUACUUUUUGAAGUGUCGAGCUCCAUGCAUAAAUGAUGCUGCCAUGCGAACAAAUAAUUUAAUCAUCCGUCUUGAUAAACUUAUUAAUCAGUGUCCGGCAGACGUAAACCAACGGAAAGAAUUUGAACGAAACACAGUGCCCUGGGUGGCUGAUAAAGAGUCGAAUGCGUGCCGAGUUUGCAAUGAGAGAUUCACAAUAACUCGCAGACGACAUCACUGUCGUUUGUGCGGAAAGAUGAUGUGCCACGCAUGCUCGCAGUUCCUCUCAUUCAUUACUGCACGGAAGUUAACAAAUCCAGCGUUUGCCGCACAAAUGUUGGAGGAAAUGUCACGUGCUGAGUUGGAGAGUUCAAUUGUGAAUCAGUCAAAACCCAAUUAUGCAUCCUUGUCAUCAUCAAAAUCAUCGUCGACAUCUAUGACUGAUGCAAUCAGAAACGCGGUUUCUGGUGACUCUCUAAUGUCAGUGCGAAAGAAGAGUGAGAAAAUAUUCUCGUCGACUUUAGCGAUAAUGAAAGGCGACGGCAGUGAAGUCAGUUUAUCGUCAUUACUGCAGCAGUUACAGGAUGAAGAUCAGCACUUGCGGAUAUGUGCCGUAUGCAAAGGCCUCUUGAGUGCAAGAGACGAAAAAAUGGAGCAAAUGAGUGUAUCGCCGAUGGUUGUUGUUCUGUACGAUCGAUUAUGCUCGCUUAUAAGGGAAGCCGAAAAGCUUACUUCGUCGUAUGCACGUAUGCAUGAUUCCCUGAAUAAAGGUGAGUCUAUGUACACCCUCGAAUCAGCAACUCAACUGCGUAAAAAGGUUGUUUAUCUGCAGCGUGAAAUCGAUUCUGUGAGCGCUAAAAUUGAAACGUUAGGAACGAGUGAAGAUUCGUCACAAAAAAUAUCACCUCGUGAACGUGUCUUACAAAAGAACAUUCGUCUGCUCGCCAUAAGUACACUACAGUGGAUAAUCUCGCAAUUGAGAGCUCUUCCGAGCGAAGACGAAUACAAACGAUUACAAGAGAACCGACGCGCAGAAAUUAAGCGUCAAACUGAAUUGCAAGCCGAGCGAAACGCAUUCAUUGUGAAUCCUUGCUCUUCGAAUACUUCACUGAAGGACUUGACACAUGCUGCGCCUGAAGAUGAAAAUGUGAGAGAGGUGCGUUCAAAGGAUUAUUCAGACUCGUUUACGAUCAUCGAACCUGCGUCAGCGUUCGGUGAUGAUGGGUGGACACCAUGUACACAGCCUUUACAUGCGUACAAUCCGUUCGUUGAUGACGAACCUAAGAUCAAUCCUUUACAGGAACAAAUUUAUAACAUUAAACGUUUUCUGAAACAAGCAGCAGAAGACGGGCGUCUCAAUGAAGUGGAGAUUUUAGAGAAGAAUUUGUGUGAUUUAGAAAAUGAACUCAGGUUGCGUACUACGGAUAAUGACCAAUAA